UUUGAGGUCAGGAAAAUGGCCAAGGCCAGUAUCUCAGUAGACCAAGACCAGUUCAUCUGUCCAGUGUGUUUGGAUCUACUGAAGGAUCCAGUGACGAUCCCCUGUGGUCACAGUUUCUGUAAGGUGUGCAUUAAUGACUACUGGGAUCAGGAUGAGAAGAGUGGAGUUUAUCUCUGUCCUCAGUGCAGAGACACUUUCACUCCAAGGCCUGUUCUAUGCAGAAACAAUAUGCUGGCUGAAGUGGUGGAGAAACUGAAGAAGAUUGAAGUCCAGACUGCUUCUCCUGCUCCCUGUUAUGCUGGACCUGGAGAUGUGGAGUGUGAUUUCUGCACCGGGAGAAAACACAAAGCUGUCAAGUCCUGUCUAAUGUGUCUGGCCUCCUUUUGUGAAACUCAUUUAAAACCUCAUCUUGAAAUUCCUGCUUUGAAAAAGCACAAGUUAGUCAAAGCUUCUGGAAAUCUACAAGAGAAGAUCUGCUCUGAGCAUAAUAAACUGUUGAAGAUCUACUGUCAUACUGACCAAAGCUUCAUCUGUAAACUGUGUAUGACCAAUGAACACAAAAGCCACAACACCAUCUCAGUUAAAGCAUACAGAAGUGAAAAACAGAGUGAGUUAAAGGAGGAGCAGAUGAAAUCCCAGCAGAGAAUCCAAGAGAAGCAGAAGAAGGUGCAGGAGCUGAAACAGGCUGUGAACACUAUAAAGCUCAGUGCAGAGACAGCAGUGGAGGACAGUGAGAGGAUCUUUAUUGAGCUGAUCAGCUCCUUGGAGAAAAAGCGCUCGGAGGUGACGGAGCUGAUCAGAGAUCAGGAGAAGGCUGAACUGAGUCGAGCUGAACGACUCCUGGAGCAACUGGAGCAGGAGAUUGCUGAUCUUCAGAGGAGAGUCACUGAGCUUGAGCAGCUUUCACACACACAUGAUCACAUCACUUUCCUCCAGGUAACACUCACUGUUUUAGCUUCUGGACGUCAGUCUCCUGCAUUUAACAGACUAACAUUUCACACAUCCAGCCUCGGUAUCAGUCAACAUCUCUCAUUUGAUGGAGUGAGGAAAUCUCUCUCUGAUCUGAAAAAGAGACUCGAGGAAUUCUGCCAGGAGGAAUUUAUCAAAAUCCUUGAACAUGUUGAAGACGUUCAGAUUUUACUCUCAGAGCCAAAGAGCAGAGACGAGUUUCUGAAAUAUUUCUGUGAUCUGACUCUGGAUCCCAACACAGUAAAUUAUCACCUCAUUCUGUCUGAGAAGAACAGAGUGGUGACACGCAGUGAGAGAAAACAGCCAUAUUUUGAUCAUCCAGAAAGAUUUGACUCCUACUGUGAGGUGUUGUGUAAGGAGAGAGUGUGUGGACGCUGUUACUGGGAGGUGGAGUGGAGCGGUGAGGGAUAUGUAUUAAUAUCAGUCUCAUAUAAAGACAUCAGAAGGAAAGGACGGGGUAAUGAGUGUUGGUUUGGAUUCAACAAUCAGUCCUGGAGUCUGUGGUGCUCUUCUUCUUCUCUCUCUUUCUGUCACAACAGCAUAAAGACUGAUCUCAGAGUUCCAUCCCCCUCCAGAAUAGGAGUGUAUGUGGAUCACAGUGCAGGAACUCUGUCCUUCUACAGCAUUUCUGACACGAUGAAGCUCCUCCACAGAGUCCACACCACAUUCACUCAGCCUCUAUACGCUGGGUUCUGGCUCUACUGGUGUGAACCAGGGUCAACUGUGAGGUUGUGUGAUCCAAAAAAAUAA
This is a messenger RNA of Neoarius graeffei (lesser salmon catfish), 1719 nucleotides long. Its product is annotated as tripartite motif-containing protein 16-like. Gene Ontology annotation, molecular function: zinc ion binding; protein binding. The record is from RefSeq and is a predicted model, not a curated record. The coding region runs from base 16 to 1719 and encodes 567 amino acids. NCBI's taxonomy places the organism in Eukaryota, Metazoa, Chordata, Actinopteri, Siluriformes, Ariidae. The transcript is spliced from 6 exons.